AUGCAAGCCGAAUCGAGGAGCGGCUCACUGCAGUUGGCCUCCAUGGCCCAAAACAUGUACAGAGUUGGAGGUAAGUGUCAUUUAUUUUUGAUUCAUUCUGUUUUUAGAUUAUGUAUACAUUGAUCUUCAUGCCAACCAACCUUAUGCCAUCAGGAGGAUAGAAGAGCUGAAUAAGGUGGGUUUUAUGUUAAGGAAGGGGUACCUAGUAUUCAGUACAAUAGGUACGGGCCAAAUAUUGUUUUUAAUGAUAAAUUAAGGUUUUUUGUGUCUUCAUAAAAUUCAUUAUGGCUUUUAACUUGGUUUAGCAUUGUUUUAGAUAAUAGAAAGAAAUCGAUUUUGAAAUAAUCUAAUUAAACUAUUUUAGAAGGAUAUUAGUAACAAAAUUGUUAAUUUUUGCUAGGUAACACUUUGUAUGACAAAUAUAUAAACCAUUAGUUUAAUUUCGAGUUGUUUUAGACAUCCAGUGGCACAGUCGAAGCUAAAGUAGUAGCUUUUUAUCGGCGCAGAGAUCUUCCCGCCCAAUUAUUGAAAAUUGCUGAUAGAGCUGAACGACAAAACGAGAUUCGUAAGUGUUUAAGACAUGAAUUGUCGUAUCUUUAAUACAUAAUGUUAUUUACACAUUUUUCUAAUUUUUGGUCAUAAAUAAGCUAAGAAAGUUGAUUAUAUAAUGAUAGGUUGUGUGUUUCACCCUGUUACUUUUAGAAUUUCGACCACGCCGAAGUUUGUUAUCUAAAAAAGUAAAGACAAAUGGAGAAGAGACUUCUGAAGCUCAAACGAAUGGUAAUGGCGCACAACCGGAAGUAAAAGCAGAAGGUAAGGUUUUGUUUUGAAUUCUUAUAAAUUUAGGUAACAGUUUUAGAGUAUGGCAUACGUUUUACGUUAAUGUUAACAAUAUGAAUUUAUUCAUUUUUUGAAUCUUUCAGAAUCAGAUGCAAACAAAGACGAGAAAGAGCAAGGCUACGGUUUGGCUGGCCUUCCGUUGGGCGCCGAAGACUUAAACACAGAGCAGAUUCAUCAACUACGACAACAUGAACUGUUCCUGUCUCGUCAACACGAUACUCUUCAAGCGACAAUGAUAAGAGGAAAGUGUACGGUAGUUAUGUUGAAUGAAGUAGAAACCUGUGAUUCCUACUUGGACCGAGAAGAUGCCUUCUUCUACUCUUUGGUAUAUGAUGCUUCGAAUCAGACGUUACUAGCUGAUAAGGGUAAGAUUGAUGUUGGAGAACGACAUCAAGCUGACAUACCGGAUAUACUGUCACAAGACGUAAUAGACAAAGAAAGGGGACUAAAAGAAGGUGAUGAUGAAGAGGAAACGAGAGAGAACGGAGAUCUCACCAUCGAUGAGAACGACGAGGAAAAGCCUGACAGACAACAAGGACGGAAGAGAAGGCACAGUCAGACAUGUGAUGGUGUAUAUGAGACAAGAUACGAACAGAUUGUCUAUCAUCCACAUCACAAUCUGGGAGGUCGGGAUAUCGACCAGUUCUUGAUCAUUGCUAGGUAAGAAGAUUAAUAUCAUUGCUUUUUGGGUUUUGAUUUUAAAUACACAAAAAAUAUGUGUUACAACAUAAGGUUUAUGAGACACAGUAACUGUAGGAAUUGCUUUUCAGAGCUGUUGGUACAUUUUCCCGAGCUCUGGACACCUCCAGCACCAUGAAGCUACCUUCACUUCACAUGACAGCAGCUGCGGCUUCACGAGAUGUAACCCUCUUCCAUGCCAUGGCCGUGCUACACCAAGCCAAGUAUGAUAUUGGCCAAGCUGUCAGGUAUUUGGUACCUCCACCAAGCCGACAACACUAUCCUUUGUUGGCUGACGAAGCUACGGGACAUCAUACUGUAUCCCUUGGAGGCCCAAUCCUCUGUAGAGAUCAACUAGAAGAAUGGUCGGCUUCUGAAGCCACGCUCUUUGAAGAAGCCAUCGAGAAGUGUGGCAAAGACUUCCAUGACAUACGAAACGAUUGUCUACCGUGGAAGUCACUGAAAGACAUCAUCGAGUACUAUUACAUGUGGAAGACGACCUCACGUUACGCGGACCACGAAAAGGUGAAGAUGGCAGAAAAGGAGUCCAAACUUAAGCAGGUCUACAUUCCCAACUACAGUAAGCCUCACGUCAACCUCCUGAACGAAAGCCAAGUACCCAAAUACGAACAUCCUUGCGAGAGUUGUAAGGCCGACAACUCGGCGUCGUGGUACUCGUGGGGGCCACAAUCAGCUCAACUCAAGAUUUGCCAAGACUGCUGGCAAAUCUGGAAGAAGCACGGUGGACUCAAGAGACCUCACGAGUUCGAAACAUACGAUUUGGAUGGGUCUGGGGACAGGAAAGGACUGGCCAAGAACAGGAAUGGAGUCCCGGCCAAGGUCAGCCAGCACGUAUUCCAGACGGCCAAAGGUCGAGGGGCUUUCUAUUUGAAUACCAACUUCCAUGCUAGAGUGGCGAGAAGGUAAGUGUGGAAUAUUGUUUAUAAUAUUUUGUGCUGUAAAAACUGCAUGCAUAUAUAUUAUAUACGUAUAUAUUGGGCUAGGUAAAAAGUUUUGAAAACAAAUUCUUAUUGGAGAGGGGUAACUUAAAGCUUUCAUAUCGCAAACAGGUCCAAGAAUAGUUAGAGUUUGUGUGUUUUACACUUAUAAUAAACUUGUUUUCAGAAUGGCACCGAAAGACAUGUUUAACGUACGAAAAUCAGCACGAUCUCCACAAAUUCCAAUUGAUUUCAACGCGGUUUACAAUUAUUGUAUGUAUUUUGCUUUUUUUAAUUUACAUUUUUGCCUAUUUUUUGGGCAUCAAGAAAACUAUUCGUAUUUUACAUUGAGGUAAAGCUUUUUUACGUUAAAUGGAUAAAAGUCGAUGUUAGAAACAAGUUAACUAUAUUUGUGUUUUAUAAUUACAUUUAUGUUUACGUUAAGAUUCACGUAUUGUAGAUUAUGGCCGCGAGUUACCGGAAGUCCUGAAAACGGCGCGCCAAAUUAAGCACGACAAACCGCUGAAUGCGAACGCCGUCGAAAUACUAACCGGACUACACAACAAGUACGCCAACCGAUAG
This is a messenger RNA of Bursaphelenchus okinawaensis, 3038 nucleotides long. NCBI's taxonomy places the organism in Eukaryota, Metazoa, Nematoda, Chromadorea, Rhabditida, Aphelenchoididae. The record is from the annotation of a GenBank genome assembly.